Molecule: messenger RNA, 998 nt
Organism: Engraulis encrasicolus (European anchovy)
Lineage: Eukaryota; Metazoa; Chordata; Actinopteri; Clupeiformes; Engraulidae
Gene: micos10
Product: mitochondrial contact site and cristae organizing system subunit 10
Exons: 4
Coding region: 128-358 (76 amino acids)
Cellular component (GO): mitochondrion; mitochondrial inner membrane; MICOS complex
Source: RefSeq, a predicted model, not a curated record
CUUCCUCGGCGGCAGGUGGCAGCAAUCCAUUGCUGUUCUUUCCCCUCUGCGUUUCUUCGGAAUGACCAGAGAUAACCAAAGCCUCUUGGGCAAAUAAUUGUAAACUGAGACAGUCAGGGCAGCAAAUAUGUCAGAACAAGAACUUGGGCGAAAGUGGGACCGCUGCUUGGCAGACUGUGCUGCUAAGAUAGGAGCUGGACUUGGCUUAGGAAUCGUCUUUUCAGUGGUUUUCUUCAAACGUCGCACGUGGCCAAUAGCCUUUGGUACGGGUUCUGGCCUUGGCAUGUCCUAUUCAAACUGCCAGAAGGACCUGAGGGCUCACUAUCUCCUCUACAAUAACAUUCCCAAGGAGGAAUAGCUGUGGUUCGUCAAGGACAUCUUCUUUGUGAUUCGUCGAUUGAUCUCAGAGACUUUCUGUCAUGCUGUUUACCGACUUGUUUGCCGGUGCCGGAGCCCUCCAUGUGCCUAAGCGAGACUGACAUUGUUUAUUUUAAUAAGAUAUUUAUUAAGGAAAUGAAAGGACCAUGGGGCAUAUGCAAUGCUUUUUUUUCCUAAUGAGUGAGAAAAACUACAACCAAAUUGAUGAAGAUGUUGAUUGUCUGUAAAUCAAAUGGAGGUGUAGUCAAAUUGGAGAAUUGAUUUGAGGUUUGAUUUGUUUGUUUGGUUGUUAUUUUGUUUUGUUUGACAGUUAUCAGUUUGAGAGUUAUCAUCAAACAUAAUCAGAUGGGUAUGCUGCUUUUGUUUUGUUAAUUGUAACUAGACUGAGUGACAUGGUUGUGCCAGCCAUGAGUAAGAAAGGCAUGUAAAGACAUAAUGUACGUGAGUGUGUUGUAAGCCAUACAGUAGUGGCAGUUGCAGUCAUUCUUUCUUUAAUGUCACCUUGCACUAAACUAAAUGGUGUGUUGAAGCUUCAUUACAUUCAAUGGAAUUUGUAGAGAGAAGCGGGUUCUAUAAUGCUUUCAUGGCUAGAAAAUAAAGGCUGUUUUUCUGUAAAUGUA